Messenger RNA from Drosophila ficusphila, 2482 nucleotides. RefSeq names its product protein suppressor of forked (gene su(f)). Gene Ontology annotation, biological process: mRNA 3'-end processing. The transcript is spliced from 9 exons. Gene Ontology annotation, molecular function: mRNA binding; protein binding. Bases 194 to 2395 code for a protein of 733 amino acids. Gene Ontology annotation, cellular component: nucleus. The record is from RefSeq and is a predicted model, not a curated record. NCBI's taxonomy places the organism in Eukaryota, Metazoa, Arthropoda, Insecta, Diptera, Drosophilidae.
AUUCCUAAACAAGGAACCGAUGUUUCGACAAAAAUCAAAGAAGCUCAAUCGAUAUUUUCUUCGAUUGUUCUAUGGUCUUACAACACUGGUCAAAGCCGCAUUGCAAAAACAUCAUAGCAGUCCUAGUUAUAAUCAAUUAUAGUGGGACAACGUCGGCACAAAACAACAAAAGCGCAGUCAGGAAGCAAUAAUCAUGUCGUCGGCCAGAGACCUGAUCAAAAUCGACAUAGAAUGGGGAAUGGAGCGCCUGGUGCGGGCCCAACAAGUUGUGGAACUGCGUCCAUACGACAUCGAGUCGUGGAGCGUAAUGAUCCGCGAGGCCCAAACGCGUCCCAUUCACGAGGUCCGCAGCCUCUACGAAUCGCUGGUUAAUGUGUUUCCCACCACCGCCCGCUACUGGAAGCUCUACAUCGAGAUGGAGAUGCGCAGCCGGUACUACGAGCGCGUGGAGAAGCUCUUUCAGCGCUGUCUGGUCAAGAUAUUAAACAUCGACCUCUGGAAGCUCUACCUCACCUACGUGAAGGAAACCAAGUCUGGUCUCAGCACACACAAAGAAAAAAUGGCGCAGGCAUACGAUUUCGCCCUAGAAAAGAUCGGGAUGGAUCUGCACUCGUUUAGCAUUUGGCAAGACUACAUUUACUUUUUACGCGGCGUCGAAGCAGUAGGCAACUAUGCGGAGAACCAGAAGAUAACCGCGGUGCGUCGCGUCUACCAAAAGGCGGUAGUGACACCUAUUGUGGGCAUUGAGCAGCUGUGGAAGGACUACAUCGCCUUCGAGCAAAACAUCAACCCGAUUAUAUCCGAGAAGAUGAGUCUUGAGCGAUCCAAGGACUACAUGAAUGCCCGUCGCGUGGCCAAGGAGCUGGAAUAUCACACCAAGGGCCUUAAUCGAAAUUUGCCCGCAGUUCCUCCCACUCUGACCAAGGAGGAGGUGAAGCAGGUGGAGCUGUGGAAGCGCUUCAUUACAUACGAGAAGUCCAAUCCGUUGCGCACCGAAGACACCGCCCUGGUCACCCGUCGCGUCAUGUUCGCCACGGAGCAGUGCCUGCUGGUGCUGACCCACCAUCCGGCUGUGUGGCACCAGGCCUCUCAGUUCCUGGACACCAGUGCUCGCGUGCUCACCGAAAAAGGCGACGUCCAGGCGGCUAAGAUAUUUGCGGACGAGUGCGCCAUCAUACUAGAACGUUCCAUAAACGGCGUGCUUAACCGGAAUGCAUUGCUCUACUUCGCUUAUGCGGACUUUGAAGAGGGCCGGUUGAAGUACGAGAAGGUGCACUCCAUGUACAACAAGCUGUUGCAGCUGCCGGACAUUGAUCCCACACUGGUAUAUGUUCAGUACAUGAAGUUCGCUCGACGCGCCGAGGGCAUUAAGUCUGCGCGUGGCAUCUUCAAGAAGGCGAGAGAAGACGUUCGCUCACGAUACCACAUCUUUGUGGCCGCCGCCUUGAUGGAGUACUACUGCUCGAAGGACAAGGAGAUCGCUUUCCGCAUCUUUGAGUUGGGAUUGAAGCGAUUUGGCGGCAGUCCAGAGUACGUGAUGUGCUACAUCGACUACCUGUCACAUCUGAACGAGGAUAACAACACGAGAGUCCUAUUUGAGCGCGUGCUCAGCUCGGGCGGCUUGUCACCACACAAAAGCGUGGAGGUGUGGAAUCGUUUCCUUGAAUUCGAGUCCAACAUUGGGGAUCUGUCCAGCAUCGUCAAGGUUGAACGUCGCCGGAGUGCCGUCUUUGAAAACCUCAAAGAGUACGAGGGCAAGGAAACCGCCCAGCUGGUGGACCGAUACAAGUUCCUGGAUCUCUACCCCUGCACGAGCACCGAACUCAAGUCCAUAGGAUAUGCAGAGAAUGUGGGCAUCAUCCUAAACAAGGUGGGAGGCGGAGUGCAAAGCCAAAACAACGGGGAGGCCGAGGCGGAUAGCGAGGCUGCGCCACCGCUUCCACGUCCGGAUUUCUCGCAGAUGAUUCCCUUCAAGCCGCGUCCAUGUGCUCAUCCAGGUGCCCAUCCGCUGGCAGGCGGUGUCUUCCCGCAACCGCCGGCUCUGGCCGCCUUGUGCGCCACCUUGCCACCUCCGAACUCCUUCCGCGGACCCUUCGUCAGCGUGGAGCUCCUCUUCGAUAUUUUCAUGCGUCUCAAUCUGCCCGACUCUGCACCGCUUCCGAACGGAGACAACGAGCUGUCGCCCAAGAUCUUCGAUUUGGCCAAGUCGGUGCACUGGAUCGUGGACACGAGUACGUAUACGGGGGUGCAACACAGUGUCACGGCCAUUCCGCCGCGAAGGCGACGCCUCCUUCCCGGUGGCGAUGACAGUGACGACGAGCUGCAGACAGCCGUGCCGCCCACCCAUGAUAUUUACCGCCUGCGCCAGCUAAAGCGGUUCGCCAAGUCCAACUGAAGUCCGCUGUCUAGCCAGAUUUCCACGUAUUUUUUAACUAAUGCAUUUACAAAAAACAUACUGAAAAUAAAAAGAUAAACUAAGGUA